UCAUAAUAUUCAGUUAGCGAUCGUAUGUCGUCGGUGUUGGUUGUUCGCAUUUCAUUCAAACGUCGAUUCUGAUUCGUUUUUACAUAGAUUUGUUGUGUGAGAGGUGAAACGAUUAUUGUGGUGGUUUCUAUUUUUCAGUUUUUUUAUUUUGAAAUCUUGCAACUCACACAGUGCAAUGAUUUACACAUUUUUUGUUGUUUUUAUUUGGCCUAUGCAAACAUCGUCCUUAUAACUUGAUAUACUAAUUUACGGUGCCGGUAUUAGCGUUGAUUAACUCGACUGGAUAUUCGAGUCGACGCCGAACACUGAAGGAUUACAAGUAUUCAACGGCCAUUAUUGUUACGUACAAUUUGUGCAACACACCCAGCCAUCUGAUCAUGGGUCAACUAAAUGGAUUAAUUAUUUAUAGAACAUAAAAAAGUGACGAAAAUAAAAUAAAUUGUUUUGAUGAAUAAAUCGAUGCAGCCCACAUUGAAUCCACAUUUUUUUUUAAGCCACAAAUGGUAUCCAUGUGCAUUGUAAUAAUUGAGUGAUUUGUGAUUGGUGGUGUGGGUUCAUCAAUAUUAGUUGUGGAUGGAAAGUCAAAUAAAAGAAUUUGUUUGGUGAAAGAAAAAUUGUCUCUCCGAAAAGGGAAUCCCAUUUCCGAAAACGUAACAGGAGAUAAGGAGAACAUUACGCCUUGUCUCAAUAAAUAAUCAAAAUUUUGACCGAAGUUUCUAAAGUGCCCCUUAGGGCUGUCGCACUGGCGUCAUAUUUGGGAGACGGAUAUUCCUCUCUCGGACGGGCGACUCCAGCCAAGGAUUUAAUGGCUUUCGGUGUACUGCAGCACACACAACACAACAUAGGUCGAGCGGAACCAUCAGUCGGGGUUGGAGACCCCUGUGCCGGUUGCAAUAAACCAAUUUUAGACAAAUUUUUAUUAAAUGUUCUCGAAAGAGGAUGGCACGCUCAUUGUGUUAGAUGCUGUGAAUGCUCACAACCAUUAACGGAUAAAUGUUUUAGUCGAGAAGCGAAAUUAUACUGUAGGAAUGAUUUUUUUAGACGAUAUGGCACCAAAUGUACUGGUUGUGGACAAGGCAUAGCUCCAUCGGAUUUAGUGCGUAAACCUCGUGAUAAAGUGUUUCAUUUAAAUUGUUUUACGUGUUGUAUAUGUAGAAAAAAGUUGAGUACUGGUGAACAAUUAUACGUGUUAGAUGACAAUAAAUAUAUUUGUAAAGACGAUUAUUUAAUGGGUAAAGGACCACAUCCGUCGUCGUUAACUGAUUCACUAAUGGGCUCAGCGUCCGAAGAUGAAGAUGACGACGAACCACACAUAAGAGGACCAUCGUUAGGAUUAGGACCACUAGGACCUAAUGGGCCUGAUUCAGUGGGACCGAUUGGCCCUUCCGAUUUGUCUGUGCAAAGUAUAAGUACGGACAGUAAAACAACUCACGACGAUUCUGAUCAGGGUUCGCUUGAUGGUGAUCCAGACGGUCGGGGUGAUUCACAAGCUGAAAAUAAAAGUCCCGACGACGGAGCUAAUGGAUCAAAACGACGCGGACCUAGAACAACCAUUAAAGCGAAACAAUUGGAAGUGCUGAAGACGGCAUUUAGUCAAACACCGAAACCAACGCGUCAUAUUCGAGAGCAAUUAGCUAAAGAAACGGGAUUGCCAAUGAGAGUGAUACAAGUUUGGUUCCAAAACAAACGAUCGAAAGAGCGACGACUCAAGCAGCUGACAAGUAUGGGUCGCGGUCCAUUCUUCGGUGGUGCCCGGAAAAUGCGCGGUUUCCCAAUGAAUUUGUCGCCUGGUGGUUUGGACGAUGGUCCGCCCGGAUUUCCGUACUUUGCCAGCGAAGGGAAAUUUGAUUUUGGCUAUGGCGGACCACCGUUCCAUCCGCAUGAUGGACCAUUCUUUCCGGGCCAUCCAAACGGACCAAUGCCGUUCAAUAUUCCAGGUAAAGGCAUUAUAUGGGGUCCAAUGGAUCACGGCGGUCCAAUACCAAUGGUCAACGAUUUCGGUGGCUUGACGCCCGAUUCGAGUUUUCUGAAUCAACCGGGUGGACCAGGCGGCGGUUCCGAUCAUUUGCUGAACGGACCACGAGGCGGAUCACCCGAGUUCAUGAAUUCCGGCAACUUUUCCGAACCACAAAAUAUGCAAAACGAAGGAUUGGUUUGGUGAAAUUGAUAUAAAAAUUCGGAUAAAGAUGAUGAUGAUGCUGAUGUUGACGACGAGAUUUUGUGUAGAGACUCUGUCGUUUAAAACUCGGUGUAACAUUAAUUUGUUUUUGUUUUUUUUUUUGUUCAUUCGUGGUUGGUUUAUUAUUGUAUACGUUCAAUGGUUGUUUUUAUUUUCCGACGCUACCGAAUUGCAUACUCUUCGGCGUAUGCUUAUUUGGAAUGAAACGUGGAGCCUCUAUACUUUGUGAAUAAUAAUAUAAUGAUAAGAAAGAAAUGAAAACUCCUUAUUUAUGUGUUAAUUUUACUACAGACAAUUCAAAUUCCUAUUAAAAUUUAGUUGCAAAAAAUGUCCUUGUUGAAUUUAAUUUAUAACUUCGAUCGUCUUUUACAGUGAAAGUCAACCGAAUUAGUGUCGCAGGUGGCUUCAGCUGUUUUACCAGCUGAUACACUCAUACUAUCGCACUAUAUUUUUGACACCACUUUCCCCAUUGUUCGACCUCGUUAAAUAUACAGUCCAUUAUCGAUAGUCCUUGCAUUUCUUCGAAAGAAAAAAAAAAUCAAAAACUUAAGAGAAAAUUAAAUUUGAAACGCAACUCUGGGACGUUUGUCCACUGGUUAAAAUGUCGCAUCGGUUGAUAGCAAGUACUAUUUUCUUGAAAAAUGUUUUCCCAGACUUUCCCUUUUUUGAAGAAAGUUCGAGAACCUAGCUGAUAACACCUCUAAAAUAGCAAUAGCAUCUGCAUUUCUACCGGACAAAUGUAGAAAAAGCCGCUGCUCUCUGAAAACAUUGUUCAUCAAAGACAAUGACGAGUACAGGAAUCACAAUAUAAACGUAAAGUUCCUUAAAACAAAUGCAUUUUAGGCUUGAGUGGUACUCUAAAUAUGGUACUGAAACUGUACAGUGUAUCAUACAAAUUACACUGUAAAAAAAUGUUCAUGCAAAAAAGUACUCUAUUUGGUAGCUGUUACUGCGAUCACGGAUCACUCAUGCAGUGCGUCGCAAAAACAAAAAAAAACGAGUUGACAGUUCCGUUGACAGUAAAUCACAGAAAAAAAUAUCGCUGACGCAGGGCUAACUGUAAAAAAUUCGUGAAGUAGAUAAGCAAUUUAUUAACUCCUGCAGCUAUGACUUAUAAUUUUGUUCCAAGUAACUGUAAACACGAAUUUUCGCUGGCCGAAAGAACACGAUUUCAUCCAAAGAGAUCGCUUUACAUAUAAAUACUCUAUGAGAUUAGGUGUCUGUGGAUGAAAUUUCACAGUAAUUUGAUAAUCCGUAUGGCCUUGGAACAAACCUAUACACUCUGUAAAGACAUUUAUGGGUCAAUCCGUCAUCGUCCAUGUUGUAUAUUCAAUUUUGCAUCCUUUUCAAAUAACGCAUGUGAAACAUAAACAAAUGCUGUUGCUUAUACGACAAUAAGCAACUGGUGUUGGAGUGAAAGAGAAAACAUAUUCUCGGCAAUGUGUGAUUAUAUGAGUUGACCAGGUGGUAUAACAGUUUAGCAAAUUGAGACACAAAUUCGGUUGACAUUAACUGUAAUUGACGAAGAAAUUAAUUUAAUUUUUUGUCGUUUAGUUUUUAAAAAUAAUUUCAACGAUAACUUGGCCAAAAUACUUGUAUAAAUUUCGUAUAAAUAAUUCUAAACUAUGAUUUGUAGACGUAAAACAUGCAAUGUGUAAAUAUUUAUAAAAUGAAAAGAAUUAAACAAAAUAAUUGAGAACACAAAACGAGAAAACAGUAAAAAAUAACUCAGAAUCCCAGUACAUUGUGUAAAUGACGAACAAAAAAUAAGAAAGAGAAAAUAUUUAAAUGAAGAGAAGCUUUUUAAAAAGACAAAGUAAUUUGUAUAAACUUUACGUGCAUUUUGGGCUCUGACCACUAAACUAGGACAAAAUGUUUUUUUUUUUUUUUCAUUUAAUUUCCUCUUUUCAUUUGUUGUGUGUAUAAAUGGAAAAUAAUUGCAAAAAAUUAAUUAUCAAAAUAACAUGAUUUGCAGCCACACGAAAAUCAUAAUGCUAGUUUGAUGACAACGUUUUUAUUGUACAUAAAGAAAUUAUUAAAGAAAAAAAAAUGAGAUACUGUAAACAAAA
Bradysia coprophila is the source of this 4248-nucleotide messenger RNA. It is a transcript of the gene Lim1, whose product is annotated as LIM homeobox 1. The record is from RefSeq and is a predicted model, not a curated record. Lineage: Eukaryota; Metazoa; Arthropoda; Insecta; Diptera; Sciaridae. Gene Ontology annotation, biological process: neuron differentiation; regulation of transcription by RNA polymerase II. Gene Ontology annotation, molecular function: RNA polymerase II transcription regulatory region sequence-specific DNA binding; zinc ion binding; DNA-binding transcription factor activity, RNA polymerase II-specific. Gene Ontology annotation, cellular component: nucleus.